AUGAAUGACUUGGGGCUGCGCAGCACGAGUGACCAGCCGUCAAGGGGUCUUUCUUCCACGCCCCACGCCUUCCACACACUCCCUCCCUCCCCGUCCCUCAACAUCACAACCCGACUCAAGCUGCAAGCCGGGCUGGGGUAUGGAGAGUGGACCUUGACCGUUGAGGUUUACCUUUUGGUAGCUGCUCGGGUAGAAUUGAGUUGGUCAUCAGCUUACGGGGUGACAGGUGACACCUUCCAGGCAAGGCGCAAAAAAAGACCAGAAACGACCAAAAGGAUUGCCAAGCGCAAGCACAGACCCGGCGGCCUGCGCCCCGGGUGA
This is a messenger RNA of Pyricularia pennisetigena, 321 nucleotides long. RefSeq lists its product as uncharacterized. The record is from RefSeq and is a predicted model, not a curated record. The transcript is spliced from 3 exons. Bases 1 to 321 code for a protein of 106 amino acids. NCBI's taxonomy places the organism in Eukaryota, Fungi, Ascomycota, Sordariomycetes, Magnaporthales, Pyriculariaceae.